AAUCUCUCAAGACUCGACCAAAUCGUCAAAAACUACAAAACUCAUUUCUUUCUCUAUCAAUCCCCAGAUCUCUAAAACUCUCCAAAACCCGCCAUGGAUCUUGCCCCAGAAGAGCUUCAACACCUCAGCAUCAGAGGAAUACUACGUGAAUCAACCUCAGUCCCCAAAUACUCCCCUAAAACCUUCUAUCUCAUAACCCUAACCCUAAUCUUCCCUCUCUCCUUCGCCAUCCUCGCACAUUCCCUCUUCACGCAUCCCAUCCUAGCUCAGCUCAGCACUUACCCUCAGUCUCAAACCCAACACGCAUGGACCUUCCUCCUCGUCUUCCAGUUCUCCUACCUCCUCUUCCUCUUCGCCUUCUCUCUCCUCUCCACCGCCGCCGUCGUCUUCACCGUCGCUUCUCUCUACACUUCAAAGCCAGUUUCUUUCUCCUCCACACUCUCUGCGAUCCCUCUCGUCCUCAAACGACUCUUCGUCACUUUCGUAUGGGUUUGUCUCUUGAUGCUCGCUUACAACACCGUGUUCUUGAUCUUCUUGUUGGUCUUGCUCGUGGCGAUCGACUUACAGAACGUGGGUUUAGCUGUCUUCUCGUUGGUUGUGAUCUUCGUUCUGUUCUUGGUCGUUCAUGUUUACAUGACUGCUCUGUGGCAUUUAGCUAGCGUGGUCUCUGUUCUUGAGCCGGUUUACGGUUUCGCGGCGAUGAAGAAGAGCUACGAGUUGCUUAAAGGGAAGACCUAUAUGGCCUGUGCGAUGGUUUUCAUCUAUCUUGCUCUCUGUGGAGUCGUUUCUGGAGUUUUUGGUAAGGUGGUGGUUCGUGGCGGAGAAGAUCACGGAGUCUUCACUAGGAUUGUCGCUGGUGGGUUCUUGGUUGGAGUGCUUGUGGUGGUGAAUCUGAUUGGAUUGCUUGUGCAGAGUGUGUUUUACUAUGUUUGCAAGAGCUUUCAUCAUCAGGAGAUUGAUAAAUCCUUGUUGCUUGAUCAUCUUGGUGGGUAUCUUGGUGAAUACGUGCCUCCUAAGAGCAGCAUUCAAAUGGAGAACUUUGAUAUUUGACUGAACUGAUAAAUAAAGUUUCUUUUUUGCAGUUUUGAACUUUUGCAUGUUUGUAAUUUGUGUCCACAGAAUGUGUUUCCUUGUUGUUUACAGAGUUUAUGUUACUUGUAUUUGGACUAUCUUUUAUGCAUAACAAUCAAGU
Molecule: messenger RNA, 1192 nt
Organism: Raphanus sativus (radish)
Lineage: Eukaryota; Viridiplantae; Streptophyta; Magnoliopsida; Brassicales; Brassicaceae
Exons: 1
Coding region: 94-1050 (318 amino acids)
Source: RefSeq, a predicted model, not a curated record